Centrocercus urophasianus (Greater sage-grouse) is the source of this 2602-nucleotide messenger RNA. It is a transcript of the gene MYOZ2, whose product is annotated as myozenin 2. NCBI's taxonomy places the organism in Eukaryota, Metazoa, Chordata, Aves, Galliformes, Phasianidae. The record is from RefSeq and is a predicted model, not a curated record. The coding region runs from base 342 to 1043 and encodes 233 amino acids. Gene Ontology annotation, molecular function: FATZ binding; actin binding; telethonin binding. Gene Ontology annotation, cellular component: actin cytoskeleton; Z disc. The transcript has 8 exons.
UUGCCUCUUCUGGUGUUUUGUGGGUGAGCCCAGCAUAAGGGCAGAGAUGUCUAGGAUCUCAGAGGAAUGAUUUGAAAAGGAAGAUAUGAGUGGCUGGAGUGUUUGAUUCUAUAUAUAACUAGUUGAUGUCAGCUGGAUGCCAAUCCCUUUGAAGAGGAUCAGCCCCCAGUUUGUCUCAGUACUAGGUACCAUGCAGAUCCAAGCACAAGGGUAGAAACCAUCCUGGACCAGGCAGGUCACCCCCAUUCACAACUAACUCCUGAAGUUUCAACUAAAGAGUUGAGAUCACUUUUUUCUGCAACGAAACAGUACGCAAGGAAAAAUCACAUCAGAAAAUCACAAUGUUAUCACAUUCUGCCAUGGUCAAAGAGAGGAAACAACAAGCAUCAGCCAUUAUGGAUGAAAUACAGAGAAAUGUCUCACCCAGCUUAAAUCUUGGAAAAAAGGUCAGUACCCCAAGAGACAUCAUGGUGGAGGAACUAUCAACACUCAGCAAUAGAGGCGCGAGGCUCUUCAAGAGACGUCAGCGGAGAUCUGACAAAUACACAUAUGAAAACUAUCAUUAUGUUGCAAACAAGCCAAGAAAUCGUGGAGAGCCCAUACACAGUGUUAAAAUGGAUGGCCUCAGUGUUGAAGGAAUUCCCCAGCACGCUCCAAUGACGCCCCCUAAUACACCUGAUCCCCGGAGCCCACCACAUCCUGACAACAUUGCCCCAGGAUAUUCUGGUCCACUAAAAGAAAUUCCUCCUGAAAAGUUUAACACUACUUCUGUGCCAAAGUAUUAUCAGUCUCCUUGGAUAGAAGCCAUUAGGGAUGAUCCUGAGCUGCUGGAGGCCUUAUAUCCUAAACUUUUCAAACCUGAAGCAAAGCCAGAACUGCCGGACUACAGGAGCUUCAACAGCUCACACCUUACUGGCUUGUUCUGUAGGCAAUGGGAGUACAAUGAGCUCUACCCUCUAGCAGUGCCACAGACCAAACAGCAGCUUACGUAUUUUAUCACAUUUAACUUUUUUUUUUUUUUUUUUUUUUUUUUGCAUCUUUGAAAACAUUUGGUAACAAAUGAGCAUUUCCAUUACAAGCAGGCUUCAAAAUACAUUAGAAAUAGAAAGAGGUCUGAGAAUAAAGUUUCUUAUACAGUAGCUUGUACACUGGGGCUUUUUGGUAGAGCUUCUCGACAAACUGAUGAUAAUAGUUUGGAAAUAUUUUGAAAUUUUAAAAUUCCUGAUUCGUUGCUAUCAUUCAUUCCAUUUGCAUUAUCGUUAUUCAUCAGUCAUGGACAGUUUUUUACUACAGCUUAGUUAAGCUUAAACUCCUUCCUCAAAACAACAGACGGAUGGCAAUGUAAUUAAAAAGUUCACACGUAUUUAUUUAGUGAAAAACACCGCAAACACCACUUGGAUUCCUACCAUAGAUGGGCCUCAACUAUGAGUGCAUGGAACAAAAACUCUGCAGUACAUCAAAAUUGGCACUGCGGACACCACACUAAUUUUUAUAUCCUAAUACAAUAUAACACACAUCACAAGUGUGUAGCACACUCUUGUCAGUAAACAAAAUAACAAAUACAAAUCAGAGAUAUGCUACAGCUGCCAACAUUGGAACAGUAGCAGCACAGUUUGUGUACUAUGGUCAUUGCAACAGACAGGGGAAAAAAAAAAAAAGACAAAGGUACAUAUAGACAGAAAUAGGGAAAGAAUCAGUGUUUCCUCACACAAGAGAGAUUUGAAGUCCAGCACACAAGUCAUCACUGUUGAAAGAUAGGAUCAGUCAAGGCACAGAGUGCAUCAGUGAGUUGAGACAGUAUCUGAUGGCUUAUUUGUGAAUUUCUAGCUGCUUUGUGGUCCUAUAAUCAUUUAGUUGUCCUCUAUAUAACACUAACUGUUCAGAUUUCUUCUUCAUUCAUUCUUGAAACUGCCAUAAGAAAACCUAAAACUUGCCACAUACAAACAAAUCCAGAUUGUGAAACUGAUAGAUUCUUGCUCAAAAUGCAAGACACAGAGAUAUAAUCUAUGAUACUUAAACACACCACUUUCCACAGUAAAAAUAAUAACAACAAUAAUCUAGUGAAUCCAGAAAAACUGAUACAUACAGUACACUCUGAUAUAUGUUUUUGAGCAAGAAGGACAAGCUCCAAAAGAAAGAAUUUGCAAAGUUGAAAUUCAAGAUACUAGCUUAUUGGAGAGGAUCUCAGGGCCAUGAGUUACAUGUCUACACGUCUAAAAAUGGAUAGGAGAGUGGAGUGCCUGAUAAUGGGAUUGAAAGCAUGCAUCCAACCUGCAACUGUCAACCUAGUUAACUACAAAUAUUACAGAGAAGGCUAAGUGUGACCUCUGCCAGAAUACUGAAAAUAAAUCAGAGUUGGGCCAGAGGGAAUAAACACUCUUUUUUUCUCUAGCUGAACAAUAAAGGAGCUCAUGUGGAAGAUGAGAAACUAUGGUCCGAACCUGAAUGCCUAGAUCUUUUAAAGUACUCUCUGUAGUUAUUGCUUUUAGUAAGGGGAAGAAACAGAUUUAGGAGCAGCAAAAAGAUCCUAAAUUGGAGCACCUCCCCUACGAAGACAGGCUGAGGGAGCUGGGCUUGUUCAGCCUGGAGAAAAAAAGGCUGC